This is a messenger RNA of Manacus vitellinus (golden-collared manakin), 4219 nucleotides long. It is a transcript of the gene ATP1A1, whose product is annotated as ATPase Na+/K+ transporting subunit alpha 1. The coding region runs from base 101 to 3079 and encodes 992 amino acids. Gene Ontology annotation, biological process: sodium ion export across plasma membrane; intracellular sodium ion homeostasis; potassium ion import across plasma membrane. NCBI's taxonomy places the organism in Eukaryota, Metazoa, Chordata, Aves, Passeriformes, Pipridae. Gene Ontology annotation, cellular component: membrane. The record is from RefSeq and is a predicted model, not a curated record. The transcript has 22 exons. Gene Ontology annotation, molecular function: P-type sodium:potassium-exchanging transporter activity; ATP hydrolysis activity; ATP binding.
GCUGUGUCUUCUCUUGCAGGCUGGAAGAGACAAAUAUGAGCCCACUGCUACAUCAGAGCAUGGCGGAAAGAAGAAGAAGAAGGGGAAGAAGGAGAGGGACAUGGAUGAGCUUAAAAAGGAAGUUACAAUGGAUGACCACAAGCUGAGCCUUGAUGAACUUCAUCGUAAAUAUGGAACAGACUUGAGUCGGGGUUUGACUUCUGCACGUGCAGCUGAGAUUUUGGCUCGUGAUGGCCCAAAUGCCCUCACCCCUCCACCCACCACUCCUGAAUGGGUAAAGUUCUGUCGGCAGCUCUUUGGAGGAUUCUCACUCCUGUUGUGGAUUGGUGCUAUUCUAUGUUUUCUGGCUUACGGCAUACAAAGUUUGAUGGAGGAGGAGGCCAACAAAGAUAAUCUGUACCUGGGUGUCGUGUUGGCAGCUGUGGUUAUCAUUACUGGCUGUUUCUCUUAUUACCAAGAAGCAAAAAGUUCCAAGAUCAUGGAGUCCUUCAAGAACUUGGUGCCUCAGCAAGCACUUGUAAUCAGAAAUGGUGAGAAGAUGAGCAUAAAUGCUGAAGGAGUUGUAGUUGGAGAUCUAGUGGAGGUGAAAGGAGGAGACAGAAUUCCAGCUGACCUUCGGAUCAUAUCUGCACAUGGUUGCAAGGUGGAUAACUCCUCACUUACUGGUGAAUCAGAGCCUCAAACCAGGUCUCCUGACUUCUCCCAUGAGAACCCACUGGAGACCAGGAACAUUGCCUUUUUUUCCACCAACUGUGUAGAAGGCACUGCCCGUGGCAUUGUCAUUAGCACUGGGGAUCGCACUGUGAUGGGCCGUAUUGCCAGUCUGGCUUCUGGACUGGAAGGGGGGAAAACUCCAAUUGCCAUGGAGAUCGAGCACUUUAUCCACCUCAUCACUGGUGUGGCUGUGUUCCUGGGUGUUUCCUUCUUCAUCCUUUCACUCAUCCUUGAGUACACAUGGCUGGAGGCUGUCAUCUUCCUCAUUGGGAUCAUUGUUGCCAAUGUUCCUGAAGGGCUGCUUGCAACGGUUACGGUAUGUCUGACACUAACAGCCAAGCGUAUGGCUCGUAAGAACUGCUUGGUGAAGAACCUCGAAGCUGUGGAAACCCUGGGUUCCACAUCCACCAUCUGCUCUGACAAAACAGGCACUCUGACACAGAAUCGCAUGACAGUUGCGCACAUGUGGUUUGACAAUCAGAUUCAUGAGGCUGAUACUACAGAGAACCAGAGUGGUGCUUCCUUUGACAAGAGCUCGGCCACUUGGAAUGCUUUGUCCAGAAUUGCAGGUCUCUGUAACCGUGCUGUGUUUCAGGCCAACCAGGAAAAUGUACCAAUUCUUAAGAGAGCAGUGGCAGGAGAUGCCUCUGAGUCUGCACUUCUGAAAUGCAUUGAAUUGUGCUGUGGUUCUGUCAAGGAGAUGAGAGAAAGGAAUCCCAAAGUGGUGGAAAUACCAUUUAAUUCUACCAACAAGUACCAGCUGUCUAUCCACAAAAAUGCAAAUCCAUCAGAAUCCCGUUACUUGCUGGUGAUGAAGGGAGCUCCAGAGAGGAUCUUGGAUCGCUGCAGCACCAUUCUCAUUCAUGGCAAAGAGCAGCAACUGGAUGAGGAAAUGAAAGAUGCUUUUCAGAAUGCCUACCUUGAAUUGGGAGGCCUCGGGGAGAGAGUGUUAGGAUUCUGUCACUUGGCUCUGCCUGAUGAUCAGUUCCCCGAAGGCUUCCAGUUCGAUACUGAUGACCUGAACUUUCCUGUAGACAAACUCUGCUUUGUAGGACUCAUGUCUAUGAUUGACCCUCCUCGUGCUGCUGUGCCAGAUGCUGUUGGCAAAUGCAGAAGUGCUGGGAUCAAGGUUAUCAUGGUUACUGGAGACCAUCCGAUCACAGCCAAAGCUAUUGCCAAGGGUGUCGGCAUCAUCUCCGAGGGCAAUGAAACGGUAGAAGAUAUUGCUGCUCGACUCAACAUUCCCGUCAGCCAGGUCAACCCUAGGGAUGCCAAAGCUUGUGUUGUUCAUGGCUCAGAUUUGAAGGACAUGACUAGUGAGCAACUGGAUGACAUCCUGCUUCAUCAUACAGAAAUUGUCUUUGCCAGGACAUCUCCUCAGCAGAAGCUUAUAAUUGUGGAAGGCUGUCAGCGACAGGGUGCCAUUGUAGCAGUCACAGGUGAUGGUGUGAAUGAUUCCCCAGCCCUGAAGAAGGCUGACAUUGGUGUCGCUAUGGGUAUUGCUGGCUCAGACGUCUCCAAGCAGGCAGCUGACAUGAUUCUGCUGGAUGACAACUUUGCCUCCAUUGUCACUGGGGUUGAAGAAGGGCGUCUGAUCUUUGAUAACCUGAAGAAGUCUAUUGCUUACACCUUGACCAGUAACAUUCCUGAAAUCACACCGUUCCUGAUCUUCAUCAUUGCAAACAUACCCCUUCCACUGGGAACAGUAACCAUCCUCUGCAUUGACUUGGGCACUGAUAUGGUCCCUGCAAUCUCCCUGGCCUAUGAGCAAGCAGAGAGUGACAUCAUGAAGAGACAGCCCAGAAAUCCCAAAACAGACAAGCUGGUGAAUGAGCGGCUGAUCAGCAUGGCCUAUGGGCAGAUUGGUAUGAUCCAGGCCCUUGGAGGUUUCUUCACCUACUUUGUAAUCAUGGCAGAGAAUGGAUGGUGGCCUUCUGGCUUGUUAGGGCUCAGAAUUCAGUGGGAUGACCGAUGGGUUAAUGAUGUGGAAGACAGCUAUGGACAGCAGUGGACCUACGAACAGAGGAAAAUAGUGGAGUUCACUUGCCAUACAGCCUUCUUUGUCAGCAUUGUGGUUGUGCAGUGGGCAGACUUGAUUAUUUGUAAGACCCGAAGAAACUCUGUCUUCCAGCAGGGGAUGAAGAACAAGAUCUUGAUAUUUGGUCUCUUUGAGGAGACUGCUCUGGCUGCCUUCCUGUCCUACUGCCCUGGGAUGGAUGUUGCUCUAAGGAUGUAUCCUCUGAAGCCGAGUUGGUGGUUCUGUGCUUUCCCAUACUCCCUCCUCAUAUUCGUGUAUGAUGAAGUCAGGAAGCUCAUUAUCAGACACAACCCUGGUGGCUGGGUGGAAAGAGAGACCUACUACUAAAAGGCGCCUGUAAAACAUUCCACGCACAGCCCAUGCCACCUCUCCACCAUCUCCCCUGUGUGCAUACUUCCAUCUUUGCAAGAGCAGAACUGUGCCUGGGCAGGAGUGAGCUGAAACUAAAGGAAACAUGAAGAAACAUGGACUGGAGGAGAAAGCAAGGGGGAGGUUGGGGUGGGGGGGAGUGUCCGACCAUCAGUCCAGGGGGGUGAGAGUUUGAGUAGUUUUAUGUGCCUUUAUGUUUUUGUAAAAGGAAACCGAAGAUUUUAUAUGUGGAUUUUUACAAAUAAAGAUGGAUUAUAAGAGGAUGCCCCCACAUGGUCUUAGGUGGAUGUUUUUCUCCAGGCAAAAACUGGUUCAGGGCAGCCUCCCCCCUGGCUUAGGGUGAGUGCAAGGAUUAGUCCCUGGCUUCCCAUUUUUGUAGUAGGGAAGCAGAGUUGCUUGACCUGCAGACAACAGCGUGUGUGAAAGUGCAUCUUACUUUAUAGCUCAGUGCUUAAUGUGACAAACUACUUGCAAAGACUUGCAUUUCAAAGCCUAAAGCUCAGGAAUGCUUCCUGGCUUCCACUGACUGGCACUGGGAUCCAAGCAGACAUUUCUCAAAAUUCUGAGACUGAUUUUCCUGCUUGCUUUCCCAAGUGAGGGAUAGUGUUUCCUAGUGUCCUCUGUGCAUGCACAUACUUGUUACAGCAUGGCACUUGCAUCCUGAUACUGGCUUGUGCCUCCUGUGGAGUGAGGUCAUAGGCUCAUCAUGGAUUUUACAUCCUCCACUUUUGAGGAAGGCAUUGCUGUUGUCUGGAGUCCAAGCUGUCUCUGGGCUAAAGUGAGUCAUGCUGCUUCCCUCUGAAUAUCUAACCAUUUUCUGUAUGUUUUAAUUUACUGUUAAUGCCUGUAUGGCUUGCUUCUGUGAGGACUUGCUGAGAGAGCUGGCCCUUUGCAUGUGGACAGUCACCAUGAAGUCCUAACUGUUCAUUGCUCCUAGUGCUGUUGUGCUAAAGAUAUCUGGAGAUGCUUGUCCAAGCCCUUGGUCCUAUUCCUGAACUACUGGUCUGUGUCGCUCUUAGAUAUGUGUCUACCUCUGCAAAGGAACACUCUAAACCACGGCACUGAAAGGCUCUGCAAUUAAAACUCCAUCUUGUCAUC